Messenger RNA from Mesorhabditis spiculigera, 705 nucleotides. Lineage: Eukaryota; Metazoa; Nematoda; Chromadorea; Rhabditida; Rhabditidae. The record is from the annotation of a GenBank genome assembly.
AUGCAGAAUGCGUCGUUUGUGGCGACAAAUCGAGCGGCAAGCACUACGGACAAAAUUCGUGCGAGGGGUGCAAGUCGUUUUUUAAGCGAUCGAUCCGUCGAUCGCUCUCCUACACCUGUCGCGGCCAAAAAAAUUGCCCCGUCGAUAUUAACCACCGGAAUCAGUAUCAUCCCGAAAUCAACCGAUCAAAAUGUUGAACAACUCUUUGAGCGUCUACUUGAUGUGGAAGAGAAUCUGCCGAUCGAGCCGAAUUUUCCCAAAUUUUUGCUAGCCUGGGCGCGUGAGUUCAAGCAGUUCGAAGAGCUGUCCUUACAGGAUCAGAAAGCGCUGCUACUGCAUAAUUACACGUCGCUGGCAUUGAUUUUCGAUGAAGAGGCCGGAAAUGAGGUCAUCUCCACCCGCUUGAAGCAGAUGGAGCUCAACAAAAUCGAGCGAGUACUGCUGAAGGGGAUUUUGUUGUUCACUUCCGAAGGCGUCGAACUGGAGGCCAAACCGGCGAUAAGAAAGCUGCCAGAAGCCUUGGUGCACGUCUUGGCAGACAAGUUAAGGGAUAGAAAGGACGGUCGUCUCGCUAAAAUCCUCCUCUUCCUGCCCUCCCUCCUGAAUCUAGAGAUUUCAGAAAGCGGAAGAUCCGGAAUCGAAGCCCUCUUUCAACCCUCGAAACCUACCCCAAAGAUGUGGUCAAUAUCGGGAAUUCUGCCCGAA